Molecule: messenger RNA, 782 nt
Organism: Sitophilus oryzae (rice weevil)
Lineage: Eukaryota; Metazoa; Arthropoda; Insecta; Coleoptera; Curculionidae
Gene: mRpS28
Product: 28S ribosomal protein S28, mitochondrial
Exons: 4
Coding region: 250-720 (156 amino acids)
Cellular component (GO): mitochondrial small ribosomal subunit
Source: RefSeq, a predicted model, not a curated record
GGGUUAGGUUCAUUUGACCUCUGCUAAAUACUCUAAGAUCUACGGAUAAUUCACAACAUUUAGAAAGAAAAUAACCAGUUUUAGAGGUUUUUUACACCAAAAUGUAAAAAAAUCAUCAACACCGUUGAACAAUCCAAUAGCAACCCUGAUUAAGAGUUAAAAAUCUGUGGUAAAAAUUUGCUACUUUUUUAAUCUGAGGUACCCUAUAACCUUUUUUUCAAGACUUCUAAAUUAUUUAAACAACUAAAAAUGUUUAGAAAUUGUUUUAAUAAGUUAACUAAAUUAAGAAAUUUGAACUAUAAUCAGUAUAAUAGGCUUUUAUCAGUGGACGCUAUUGAGGGGAAAGAAACAAAUAAUGUAGGAGGAUAUGCGGAGUCUUUCAAGAAGUUUGAAACUAUCAAUGAAACUCCAAAAGAAGCACCUCAAACGUUUGCCAGUUUAUUAAAAAACUCAAAAUUUAUAGACUUAGGUGAUCCAGAAGGAAAAGUAGUUCUUGGAAAAAUAUUUCAUAUUGUUGAGGAUGAUUUAUAUAUAGAUUUUGGCUGGAAGUUUCACUGUGUAUGUCCAAGACCAGAGAAAAAUGCUAGUAACUACAAAAGAGGUGCAAAAGUAAGACUAAGAAUCAAGCAGCUAGAAUUGUCAUCAAAGUUUUUAGGAUAUGAAAAGGAUCUUACCUUAUUAGAAGCUGACUGCGCUUUACUGGGAUUAGUACAUGAUUAGUUAAGUUGAUAGUUUUAUAUGAUUGUUUGACUGUUAAUUAAAUAUAUUUUAUUUUAAUGAGA